This is a messenger RNA of Podarcis raffonei (Aeolian wall lizard), 1383 nucleotides long. RefSeq lists its product as uncharacterized. The record is from RefSeq and is a predicted model, not a curated record. Gene Ontology annotation, biological process: regulation of DNA-templated transcription. The transcript has 7 exons. The coding region runs from base 145 to 1143 and encodes 332 amino acids. NCBI's taxonomy places the organism in Eukaryota, Metazoa, Chordata, Lepidosauria, Squamata, Lacertidae.
AGGCCCACCCAGUGACUCUUCCCCCCUCCCCCUCCCCAAUUACCCCCAAAAUCCUCCCGAAUUGUUGCUGGGGAGGCGCUGAGGGUCGUGGAAGAACCUCAGUGACCCCUUCCCGGCAGCCUCCUCUUUGUGAAAAGAGAAGAAAUGACUGCUCUGCAGUCAGCUCAGGGUCUGGUGUCCUUUGAGGAGGUGGCCAUACAUUUCACGAAGGAGGAGUGGGAACUCCUGGACCCAUGGCAGAAGGCUCUGUACAAGGAAAUCAUGCUGGAAAAUUAUAGGAAUGUGACCUCCCUGGAAGGAGGAGACCCUCUCAUGCCCAGGCCGGACCUCAUCCGCUGGCUCGAAGAGCUGGUUGUACCGCCCUGCAUGGAAGGAUACUCAGCAGCAGGAAGUAAAGAUCCAGAGAUUAAAAGUGAAGUAGAUUCCUACUGCCCCUUGUGUCCCCUAAAUAUCUGGUUUGGAGAGUUGGGUGAAGCCCUGGAACCGAUUUGUGAGGUGAAGAGAGAGGAGGAACCUUCCAUUGUGCAGGCGGAAAACCUUCCGCCAACAGAACAGCUUUGUUCGAUACAGCCCAAAGUGUCAGCAAAAAGAGCCAAGCAUCCCAAGCUGGAAGCCUGUAGCAGAAGAUCUUCCUGCAACUGUGUGAAGGUGAACAGCGUGGAAGCCCUGCUGCAAAAUCCCUUUCCUCAGCGCAGUUUGGCUGAGCAACGCUGCAUUAAAGAGCUCGGUCCCGACCGCCCUGACCUGUGCAUUGUGCAAACCGUGCUGGAGAAAGGCAAGCCGGUCACCCGGAGGUUUAGCAGGACCUGGUACGACCGGAAGGAGUGGCUUUGCGGAAGCACCUCAAAAAACGCGUUCCUGUGCUUUCCCUGCUUGCUGUUUGGCGGCGCCGCCACCUGGGCACGGACUGGAAUGGCAGACAUGAAACAGAUCUCCCUAAAGACGAAGGUUCACGAGGAAUCUGCAAAGCACAGGGAGAACUGCCUGAAGCUGGCUGAGUUGGGCAGAGUCAAUGGUGCCGAGCCAACCGACACUGGCUGCGACGCUCACACCGGGAAGCAUAGCCAGGAAGUGGAGAACAGGGUUGCCUUCAGAUGGCUCGGGGGUCGGAUAACUCCACACCCUCCAACAUUUCUCCAAUGAAAAUAGAGACACCCUAAGGAAAAGCGGGACAGUCCAGGAUAAAAUCAGAAACCAGGUCGGCUUCUCUAAAAAAAGGGACAUCCUGGGAAAAUAGGGACCAUUGGAGGGUCUGCUAUUUAUUCACCACCUCUUUCGUAGAUCUCAGCAAGCAAAUUGUAAAUAGUCAUUAGUCAGAAGAAUGGAAGAUUUGUGUAGCCUGAAUUAUAGACAGUCCAGAGAGAGAUGGCAGUGCAAUCCCUU